AUGAAGGCCGGGGUCGAAUUGGCUGCAGAGGAUGCCGCUGCAACCACACAGGAACCACCCAAGAAGCCUGUUUCUAACACAACUUCUGCAGGUGACGCCGCCAAGGGUGCCAAGCUCUUCCAGACCCGUUGCGCUCAGUGCCACACUGUCGAGGCUGACGGUGCCAACAAGGUCGGCCCCAAGCUUCACGGUCUCUUCGGCCGUAAGACCGGUGAGGUCGAGGGCUACUCCUACACCGACGCCAACAAGCAGGCUGGUGUCACUUGGAACGAGGACACUCUGUUCAAGUACCUCGAGAACCCCAAGAAGUUCAUUCCCGGUACCAAGAUGGCCUUCGGUGGUCUCAAGAAGGGCAAGGAGCGCAACGACCUGAUCACCUUCCUCAAGGAAAACACCGCAUAA
Messenger RNA from Penicillium chermesinum, 402 nucleotides. RefSeq names its product c-type cytochrome. Bases 1 to 402 code for a protein of 133 amino acids. The record is from RefSeq and is a predicted model, not a curated record. NCBI's taxonomy places the organism in Eukaryota, Fungi, Ascomycota, Eurotiomycetes, Eurotiales, Aspergillaceae. Gene Ontology annotation, cellular component: mitochondrial intermembrane space. The transcript is spliced from 4 exons. Gene Ontology annotation, molecular function: heme binding; electron transfer activity. Gene Ontology annotation, biological process: mitochondrial electron transport, ubiquinol to cytochrome c; mitochondrial electron transport, cytochrome c to oxygen.